Molecule: messenger RNA, 250 nt
Organism: Cetraspora pellucida
Lineage: Eukaryota; Fungi; Glomeromycota; Glomeromycetes; Diversisporales; Gigasporaceae
Source: the annotation of a GenBank genome assembly
AUGAAGAACCUGCUUCAGGUUCAUACUGGGGCGACGGGUCAUACUGGGGCGAUGCUUGUCGUAAAGAACCAUAAUUCUCAUUGUUUAAGAGAUCAUUCUCUUGUUCUUCUUGAUGCCUUUCUAGUUGGGCAAACAUUCGCUCAUCAACUUGCUGACGAUACUGAUGGUGGUCAUGGUGGUCAUAGUGGUUAUGGCAGUUAUAGAGGUCAGGAUGGCCAGGGUGGUCAGAGUGAUCAGAGCGAUCAGGGUG